This is a messenger RNA of Carassius carassius (crucian carp), 4393 nucleotides long. RefSeq names its product v-ski avian sarcoma viral oncogene homolog b (gene skib). Lineage: Eukaryota; Metazoa; Chordata; Actinopteri; Cypriniformes; Cyprinidae. The coding region runs from base 331 to 2415 and encodes 694 amino acids. The transcript has 7 exons. Gene Ontology annotation, molecular function: SMAD binding; RNA polymerase II cis-regulatory region sequence-specific DNA binding; DNA-binding transcription factor activity, RNA polymerase II-specific. The record is from RefSeq and is a predicted model, not a curated record. Gene Ontology annotation, cellular component: nucleus. Gene Ontology annotation, biological process: negative regulation of BMP signaling pathway.
AGAGAGAGAGAGAGAGAGAAUCACACACUCAUAGUAAAGCGGAGGCAACUGCGCCGACGAGCUUUACACAAGACACACAUUUUGUGCUUUAGUUGCAACGGGUCUGUGAUACAGCCGGAUUGAAAAUUACAUUUCGUUCAAAACUUAACACUUUUGGGAAGAUUUUCUCGUCGCUCAGAACUCUUUCUGGUACGACUUAAGAUUUGAACAUGAAGCAGUUGAAUGGAUUACAUGGCGGCGUUGUACGCUUUCCGAACUGACAUGGACUGUAGCGACUCUUUCCGUUCACGUUCACCGAAUCUAUUGUGAUCAGACUGCCCAGGUUUAAACAUGGAGGCUCCCUCCAGCUUUCAGCCGCAUCCAGGACUUCAGCAAACUCUCAAGCAGUUUCACUUGAGCUCCAUGAGCUCCCUCGGCGGACCGGCAGCCUUCUCGGCCCGGUGGCAGCAGGACAUGCUGUUCAAUAAGGACGGUAAGGGCGCCGAGGUGAUGGUGAACCUGCCCGCACAGACGCCUCCGGUCAUGCCGGGGCCCCUCUUCAUCCCGUCAGACCGCUCCACCGAGAGGUGCGAGACGGUCCUGGAGCGGGAGACGAUUUCGUGCUUUGUGGUGGGUGGCGAAAAGCGCCUUUGCCUGCCGCAGAUCCUCAACAGCGUCCUGCGAGACUUUUCCCUCCAGCAGAUCAACUCUGUGUGCGACGACCUCCACAUCUACUGCUCCCGGUGCACGGCGGACCAGCUGGAGAUCCUCAAAGUUAUGGGCAUCCUGCCCUUCUCGGCCCCCUCAUGCGGACUGAUCACCCAGACCGACGCCGAGCGCCUCUGCAAUGCCCUCAUCUACGGCGGCUCGUUCCCACCGCACGCUGACAAAGACUUGUGCUCCAUCGAGCUGGAAAGAACGGAGAAGAGCUUUAAAGUUUAUCACGAAUGCUUCGGGAAGUGCAAGGGCCUGUUCGUGCCUGAGCUCUACACGAGCCCCAACGCGGCGUGCAUUCAGUGCUUGGACUGCAGGCUCAUGUUCCCGACGCACAAGUUCGUGGUGCACAGUCAUAAAAGGCUGGAGAACAGAACCUGUCACUGGGGCUUCGACUCGUCCAACUGGAGGGCUUAUAUUCUUUUGGAUCAAGACUAUAGAGAGAAAGAGGAGACCAGCACGCUGCUGCAGCUCCUGAAUGAGUUAAAGGGAAAAUUUGACCUGGGGAACAAGCACAAGACAUCUUACAAGGCUUACAGUCCCAUUCCCUCCAAAAAGUCCAAACAUGACCGCUCAAGAUCCCCAUCAGUGGGUAAAGAGAAGCAAGCUGACUGGCUACAGUCUCUGGCUGCAUUUGCAAAUAAGGAUCUUAAGCAGCUCCAAUUCAAGCAAAGACCUUCGGCCUUCAGGCCCUGGUCUCCCAGAGUUCCUUCUACUGAGCGAGAAACAUCUAGCCACACAUAUGAGAGAUCGCUUGCUAAAGGACAAGACAGCCUGGUAGUCCCAAAUGUAUCACUGCCCAUUUCCACAUUUAAAAAUAAUGAGCAGCCACCACAACGUUUCUCCCAGACCACCGAGAACCACAACACAGGCAAGACAGAGAGCUCCAGGCCAAGAAAGAGGUAUCCCUCUGCAGAGAGACAAUCACAGCAGGUGGCCAAGACCCCUCUGCCCACUCCAGGAGUCAGACAGCGUGCUCUGGAGAACGAGGACUCGGACACAGAAAUCGAGGUUGACAACUAUAGCAAAGUUCCUGCCUCCCAUUGCUUGAUGUCCCCUCCCUCUACCAAUGGCGUAGGGGUGAUGAACCUCAACGCUAUCAGCCCUGUGGCUCCUUACUCUGAGCUGGAAGUCCUCAAGCAGAUGCUCUGCAGUGACCUUAAUUCUAAGGAGGCUAGAGAGAAAUUCCUCCAGGAGAUCAUCCGCAUGCGAGUGAAGCAAGAGGAGAAAGUAGCUGCUGCUCUGCAAGCCAAACGAAGCCUUCAGCAGGAGCUGGAGUUUGUCAGGGUGACUAAGAAGGGCAGGCUGAGGGAGGCCAUCGAGGCAAAGCGGAACCUGAGGAAGGAGAUUGAGCGCCUCCGUGUGGAGUGUGAGAAGAAGGUGCGAGAUGCCAACGAGUCCUGCGGCAGGCUGAAGAGGGAGCUGGACAGAGAGAGACAGCUCCGUGUGUGCGACAAGGGCUGUGAAGCAGGACGUCUGAGGGCCAAGUAUUCCUCACAGAUUGAAGAUCUGCAGACAAAGCUCCAGCAAGCAGAAGUGGACCGUGAGCAGUUAAGAGAGGACCUGCUGAAAGAGCGGGAUGCCCGGCAGAACCUGGAGAGGGUCGUCAAAGAGCUCCAGGAACAGCUGGGCCACAAAGAAGAGAUGGAGGGACACGCCAUCUCAAACACACAACCGACUGAGGGAGAGAAGAAAGAAAUGAGAGAUGAAGAUGUAUCUUAAACAUUUCAUGUGUUCAGUGUGUGGCUGUAGUUGAAGACUUUGAUUUGAGGACGAGUAGAGGAUGCCUCUAAAGCCAACACUUUCUUGAAAAAAGAUCAUAAAAAAACAAGGAUUUUACAGUGUACGUUUACCAAAACCAGUGGAAACAGCAGCCGUAAUUCAUGAACUCAAGUAACUGGAAAGAGGAUUUCUCGUUUCUUGAGAGGAGAAUGCUCGGAGACGGUGGCAUCGUGUGUAACUGACUUUCCUUCAGUUAGCUUCUUUAAGCUAAUCUAAGGAUUUUCUUUGGUUAUAAGCUAUUUAAAAUUUUUGCAAAGAUACUUGAAUAAUAUUUGGGAAACAAACAUGUUUUCUAUUCACAAUACAUUGACAGUAGCUGGUGAACAACCUGCUAGUGCCGCUGAUACUCCGUAAACUAGAAAGUGUUACAAGCCAGAAUUCAACAUAGUACACAGGUGUUGUCAUUACAAUGCUCUGCUUGCUUUUAUUUCACCUUUUGUUUGCUGUUGUAUUCAAAUAGUUUGCAUGAGCGACAGUGCUAUGGUGCAGCAAAGCUUUGUUAUAAGCCUACAUUCAAAUGAGCUUUUUAUCUUUGUAUUUUUAAUAACCAUGUACUUAGAACCCUAUAGCAUUGGCAACGAUCAAUAUGGGCUGAAUCCUAUCCUCUGUCCUGAACUACAAUAUUAAGUAUUAUACUUUACUAAUUACAAGUUUUCUCGGUCCAAACAAACAUUAAAGCAUGUGACCUGAUAUUGAUCACUCCAUGCUUCUUGUUUGAUGGGGGAAAUAAAUGUUUUGGUUUGUUUUUUUUUCCGUUCAGAAUCAGAAUUGUGACAAACAUCCAAUUUUAGUCACUGGUUUUAGGGCUCAUUUAACCAGCCCGAUCUCACGGCAAUUCGUACAUAUUUUACGAGGUGGCUAAUUCGUACAAAUUCGUACGACCACACUCGUACAAGUUUUGCCAAAUCGUACGUAUUUUACGAGUUGCACAAUUCAUAUGAAUUUGUACGAAUGACCUACACUUAACCCCGCCCCUAAACCUAACCGACACUGGGGUUUUAGACAAAUCAUAUAAAAUCGUAUUGUUCGAAUUAGCCACCUCGUAAAAUACGUACGAAUUGCCGUGAGAUAGCUUUGCAUUAAACAUAAAAACAAAUGCUGUUAAUGAAAAUUAAAUUUCUACUUAUAUAGAAAUUAAGGAUAUAUAUUUUUUUACUUUCUACCAAAAAAAAAAAAAGAAUUGCACUUUUAAGAAAAGAUAGUUGUAUUGUGUAUUUGAAGCCCUGUUUUUUUUUUUUUUCAAAUCUCAGACAGGUAUUGAAUAAAGAGGUUUUCAUACAUUUGUUACAGAUGUGAAUACCACUUAAACAUAAAAAUGUAAAUAUGAUAGCGUGCUUUACACUUCACUCUAAAUGCUUUUUGCUCCUUACCAAUAGACUGUAUGUAUAAAAACAACUUAACACAUAAAUGAAUUUCUCCUAUCAUAAUUUCAACUAGAGGGCAUUUACUAUAUAAAAUCCUUAUGUAAUAUUAUCAAAAAAACAUAGAUCAUUAUAUUUCUGAAUAAAUUCAGUCCCGUUGGAAAUCACUUUAUAUAAUUACCAAAGCAAAGUUUCCAAUUCUGAGUUUUUGGAGGAUAAAUCAGAAAUGUGACUGAUGAACUGUAAAGACUAUUUGCUGAAUUUCUAAUGAUCUUUUAUCUCCAUUACCCCUGUCUUGAAUAAACCUGCAGUAAUACAUAUACUAACUUUUCCAUAUCUCUAUUUAUUCUGGUUGCAUUUUUACUUCGCCUUCGAUAUCCGAGAUCCGUAUGCUUGCCUAUGUCAGUUUAUAACCUUUUGAUGUUUUCAUGGUCACACUAGAGAUAUGCAUUGUGUUCAGGGUCUUGUCAUAGUUUUGAUUUUGAUGUGGGUCAUUUUCGUCACUUGUUUUAAUGUUCCCCCACGUAUAAUAACAUCAUUAAACAGAAUCAACCAUU